This is a messenger RNA of Sodiomyces alkalinus F11, 585 nucleotides long. RefSeq lists its product as hypothetical. Bases 1 to 585 code for a protein of 194 amino acids. The record is from RefSeq and is a predicted model, not a curated record. Lineage: Eukaryota; Fungi; Ascomycota; Sordariomycetes; Glomerellales; Plectosphaerellaceae. The transcript has 8 exons.
AUGUAUAUUGACGUCUUGGCCCCCAAGACCCACGUUGAAAGUUCUGCGUUGCCGAUGAGGCGUCUCUUUCGAAGUGCCUCCGACUCGCUCGUCUUCUGGACCUUCUGGGGAUGGCUCCGGUACAGGAAAGAGAUCCUGGUGGUGACGGAGAGUGCCGGCGGCUACUGUCCAGCUUUCCCCAUUUUGUCGCACGGCACUACCCACAUUGGCAGGCUAGCCCGGACCCCGGGAUUGGGGCAGCAGGUGGGACCUGGCAAGGACUCGGCUUCGAAGGUUGCCCAGAAGAGUCACGUUGGAGAUCUCGCUACCGGCGCCACCGUCACGAGGAUGCGCAUGGGAUUGAAAAACUGGCCACCACCACCUACUGACGCCUGGUAUUGGGAUAUUUAUCGCAUCGAACUCGGAGCUUCCGGGCGUAUGUAUAUCGUGCCAAUUAAUAUUGACUCGGCUUCCCUUCUCGUCUGGCAGUGGAAGGGUAAAAAUGAAGAAGAAAGGGCCCAGUAUACUUGGGGGGACGAUCGAUGGAAUCUCUCAUCCGGCGCCCCGAUUGCCAGCCUGCGGGCGCUGUUGAUAUUACUCAAAUAA